Molecule: messenger RNA, 1506 nt
Organism: Papaver somniferum (opium poppy)
Lineage: Eukaryota; Viridiplantae; Streptophyta; Magnoliopsida; Ranunculales; Papaveraceae
Product: aspartic proteinase CDR1-like
Exons: 2
Coding region: 1-1506 (501 amino acids)
Cellular component (GO): extracellular region
Source: RefSeq, a predicted model, not a curated record
AUGAGGUGUUUGUUCUUGGUUUUUCUUCUAACAAUUUCUGAUGUUUCACUUCUAUCAAACUCAAUCAUCGCGGUGAAUCCAAAUAAAGGGUUUAGCAUGAAGAUGAUUCCUAUACACUCCAAAGAAUCACCAUUAUAUAUAGGUGAUCAUUUAACAAGGGUCGAGAAGCUUCAAAGACUCGUCGAACAAUCCAAAGCCCACGCAGUUUACAUCGAGUCACAAAUAUUAUUCCAAAGGAAUGGAACACGAUCCAUGAGUCCGAAUGAUGUGCGUAUGCCUGCAAUUUAUGAACCAUCAGGGUUUUAUGUUGCAAAGGUUGGUUUGGGUACGUUUAGUGGUAGAUGGAAACCAUUUAUAGACCACUACUUGAUAAUUGAUACAGGUAGUGCGCAGACGUGGCUUCAAUGUGAAGGUGCCAUUAAAAUUUUCAAACAAGAUAUGCCACUUUAUCCUUGGAAUUUGUCAGCUACAUAUCGCCCUAUUCCUUGUAAUUCGCAUCAUAUCUGCAUGGGAGAUAAGUGCAAUGCUGAUGGCCAAUGCGCUUACUCAGUAACGUAUGGAAGUGGUUCAACUUCAUCUGGUAUUGUUGCUACAGAGAAGUUCACUUUGGGCUCCGAUACCGGUGGCCUUAAAAAUAUUGAAUUACAGAUGGGUUGUGGUUUUUUCCAAGAAAAUUUCGAGAAAUUUAUCGGCAAUAAUCAUUUACAUGGAAAACCUGAUCUUAUUACAGGAAUACUUGGUUUGGGAUCCGGACAAUGGUCUUUUAUAAACCAAUUAGGUGCCGCUGGACAAGGUAAAUUUUCCUACUGCUUUGAGGCUAUUAACGGAAAACUUGAGGGAUCCACCACAUAUUUAAGGUUUGGUGAAGACGCGAAAAUUGGAGGUACAUUUCAAAAAGUACAUAUAACUCCCAUUGUUGUGACUUCGUUUCCGUCGAACUUAUAUUACUUAAAUCUAGAAGAUAUUAGUGUAGGUAACAAAAGAAUAGGAUUUCCUAGAGAUACUUUCAAGGUUAGCGAUCAAAGAAAAGGUGGUGUUGUCAUAGAUUCUGGUACUUUGAUGUCCAUAAUGCGUAAAGAUUAUUUUGAUAUAGUUGCAGAAUUGGUAAAGGAACAUUUUAACAGGCUCGGAAUUGAAUAUAUUGGUUCACAACUUGGCUUUGAUGUUUGUUUCCGUCUACGUGGAAGAUUUGAUAGCAGUAACUAUCCUUCUAUUACACUACAUUUUCAGCAGGCCGACUAUGUUAUUCAAGAUUAUAAAGCUAAUUUCAUGAUGCUAACGGUAGAAAUUGUCUGUUUUGGCAUUCUCGAAGAGAUUAAGACUAGUGGACCAGCUUUUAUUUUAGGAGCAAACCAACAAGCUAAUAAACGUGGAGACAGUGAGAACGAGCUCAUUGUUCUUCAAGCAUUCUUUUUUACAGUUGCACUCCUUGUAAUUUACGACUGCACUGGUGCUGAGAUCCCUGCACUUUCAAACUCGUGUAUUCGAGGAUCCAGUGCUCAAUGA